AUGCUCGAUGCCAAGCCCAGUACCCCUCGGUCUGCUUCAUCCACAACGCAUCGAAGGGCGGGUAAGCCCAAAUCCCGGAAAGGAUGUGUGACUUGCAAAAUCCGCCAUGUUAAAUGCGAUGAGGCAAAGCCGGAAUGCAACCAGUGCAUUCGUUCGGGUCGUAAAUGCGAUGGCUACACCGAUUCGUCGCAGAGAGAGCUCCAGGAGCAAAUCAAAAGGGAUAUUCCCCGCCAGACAUGGCAGAUCAACUCGGAUCAACGUUUAGUGCUGGUCCCUGGAUCUCGAGAAGAGCGCCAGUAUGUACAUGUUUUCUGCACACAGGCGACACAUACAUUAUCGGGCUUCUUUCCGUCUGAUUUCUGGACGAGGUUUCUUCCUCAGCUCAGUCAUCGCUAUCCGACGAUUCGUCAUGCUGUUUCGGCAGUUGGUGCGGUUUAUGAGAAGCAGUUGCUUCCUGCGACUUCUGAUUCUACCAAUGUGGAGCAGUUUACUCUACAACAAUAUAACAAAGCUAUCCAGAGCUUCCUCGGCCAGAUGAGUGCCCCGCAGACGGUGGGGAUUGACUUGGUUCUGGUUACAUGCCUCUUAUUCGUAUGCCUUGAAACUCUCCGAUCGAAAAACUCCAGGGCGUUGGAUCAUAUUCAGAGCGGUGUUCAAAUUCUUGCAGCCCGAUUGAAGGAGAAGAAAAUCACUAUUAACAAUGAGUUUGAUCGGGAACUCUUAAACACAUUCGGCCGGCUUAACAUUCAGACAUGUUUAUUCGGACGUGGCAUACAACCUCUCGAUAUCAACCCGGAAAAGUCUACGCUUGCGAUGUCUGAGGAGGGUCUUACGUUCGACAACAUCUCGCAGGCGCGGGAAGCGCUGACCAGCCUUCAAUGCCGAGCGUUAGUUUUUAUUCGAUCGGUCGGGAGUAGAAGUGGAAUUACCUAUGACGAUGUCUAUGCGCAGCAAAUCAAAGAGCAACAAGCUUUCGAAGCAGAACAUUAUACAUGGCGCGCGGCAUUUGAUCGCCUCCGAAAGAGAUCGAGCAAAACUACUGGCAUCUCGGAUCCACGGGCGCCAUUGGCGCUACUCAUUGACUAUAAUACGUCCUUGGUCUGGCUGCUCAAUUGUAUUUUCCAAGAAGAGUCGCAUUUCGACAACUUUACUUCGCACUUUGAAGAAAUUGUUCGUUUAGCGGAAAAUAUCCUCGAGCUCAGCCCGGAGACAGAAUCGAAGCCCGAUGCCGAGCAGUUCUCUCUUGACCCAGGGGUGCUAGCUCAUAUAUACUGGACAGCCCAUAAAUGCCGAAAUCCACUGAUCCGGCGAAGAGCAAUAAAGGCACUAGCUCGGUGCCCAACACGGCAGGGAAUGUGGUUUCGACCGUUAAUUGUGCAAGUGGCUUCUAAGAUUGUGGAGACCGAAGAAGCCGCGCAAUGUACUUUGCCCGUUGAAGAGAGGAAAGUCGCAGAAAAGGAUCGUGUCUAUGAGGCACUUAUUUAUCCAGAUAAUCACCAGAGACCGUGUCCGGUUGAAUUCUGGUUUAAGCCAGAUUCGGUGAAUGGCGAUUUUGAGAGCCGUCGGGUGGAUGUGUCGUGGUGA
This is a messenger RNA of Penicillium daleae, 1584 nucleotides long. Its product is annotated as Zn(II)2Cys6 transcription factor domain-containing protein. The record is from RefSeq and is a predicted model, not a curated record. Bases 1 to 1584 code for a protein of 527 amino acids. Gene Ontology annotation, biological process: regulation of DNA-templated transcription. NCBI's taxonomy places the organism in Eukaryota, Fungi, Ascomycota, Eurotiomycetes, Eurotiales, Aspergillaceae. Gene Ontology annotation, molecular function: zinc ion binding; DNA-binding transcription factor activity, RNA polymerase II-specific. The transcript has 2 exons.